AUGGGGUACAAAACUCUGUGCUUCGGAUUCUCUUGUGUUCUAUUUGCCUACUCUUUUUAUUCUCCUGUUCCAGAGAAUAUUGAAGAACCCUGGAAAGUGAGAUUCAUGGAUGUUGUCAUAAAAAUGACGUCACUUGUGGCCACAUUAUUUGAAAACAUAGGUCUUAUGAACUAUGAAGAAGUAUUUUUUACUGUAACAGCACUUCAAUUUACAGAACCAGUUUCAGAUGAAAACAUUACAGUGGUUGACACAAACUUUAGUGACAUUCCUGUCCGUCUGUACUUGCCAAAAAGGAAGUCUGAAAUACAGCGACCAGCUGUCAUUUUCAUUCAUGGUGGUGCCUUUGUCUUGGGAAGUUGCAAGAUGUCAGCCUAUGAUGACCUGAACAGACUGACAGCAAACAAGCUUGGUGCUGUUAUUGUGGGAAUAGACUACAGACUUGCUCCUCAGUAUCAAUUCCCAGCUGCCCUUGAAGACUGUGUUUUUGUGGUCAAGUUCUUUCUCCAGGAUAAGGUUCUUGCAAAAUAUGGAGUAGAUCCUGCUCGCAUCUGUAUUACAGGAGACAGUUCUGGGGGCACCUUGGUAGCAGCAGUGAUUCAACUGUUACAGAAUGACCCAGAUUUCAAAGACAGAAUUAAGGCACAAGCUUUGAUAUACCCUGGCCUACAAGUGCUUGAUACUUCUCUGCCAUCACAUCGAGAGUACGAACAUGGUCCACUUGUGUCCAGGGAGAUGAUAAUUAAGUUGGCAAGCCUGUAUGUGACUGAAGACAAAACUCUGCUCCAGGCCUUACUAAGAAAUGAGCACAUGCCACCAGGGUCAAGAGACUUGUUCAAGUUUGUUAACUGGAGUGACUUCCUUCCUGACAAAUAUAAAAAGAACUAUGUUUACAGGGAGCCCAUCCUUGGAAAACUAAAUGCUACUUAUCCAGCACUUGUGGAUAACAGAAUGUCACCUUUGAUAGCCAAUGACUCCCAGUUACAGAGUUUGCCACUAACUUAUGUUGUCACAUGUGAACAUGAUCUCAUAAGAGACGAUAGUCUCAUUUACAUCACACGCCUUAGAAAUGUUGGGGUCCAAGUUACUCAUGACCAUUUAGAGGAAGGAAUCCAUGGAGCCCUAUCCUUUACUGGAGCUCCCAUGUUUUUACAUUCAGGAUUAAGAAUAAGAGACAAGUAUAUUAGUUGGUUAGAAGAAAAUCUAUAA
This is a messenger RNA of Chionomys nivalis (European snow vole), 1206 nucleotides long. Its product is annotated as arylacetamide deacetylase-like 2. Lineage: Eukaryota; Metazoa; Chordata; Mammalia; Rodentia; Cricetidae. The transcript has 5 exons. Gene Ontology annotation, cellular component: cytosol; membrane. Bases 1 to 1206 code for a protein of 401 amino acids. Gene Ontology annotation, molecular function: triacylglycerol lipase activity; sterol ester esterase activity. Gene Ontology annotation, biological process: triglyceride catabolic process. The record is from RefSeq and is a predicted model, not a curated record.